This is a messenger RNA of Haplochromis burtoni (Burton's mouthbrooder), 3598 nucleotides long. Its product is annotated as thymidine phosphorylase. The coding region runs from base 792 to 2150 and encodes 452 amino acids. Gene Ontology annotation, cellular component: cytosol. Lineage: Eukaryota; Metazoa; Chordata; Actinopteri; Cichliformes; Cichlidae. The record is from RefSeq and is a predicted model, not a curated record. The transcript has 10 exons. Gene Ontology annotation, biological process: pyrimidine nucleoside metabolic process; pyrimidine nucleobase metabolic process. Gene Ontology annotation, molecular function: pyrimidine-nucleoside phosphorylase activity; 1,4-alpha-oligoglucan phosphorylase activity.
UACUCUGACUCUGUCUUACUCUCAUAACAGGGAUGUUUUCCUCUUCUUCAGAGCUGAACUGUUAAAUUUUACCUGUGGUUAGAGGUCGGUAUGGUUAACAGAAAAUCUGCAGGGGCUGAAUGGAUUAAGGCUGUUUGUUAAUAAGUUUUUAAAGUGUUCAUUAUCGUUCCUAUUGUUGUUUUAGAGUUUAAACAGAUGCGCUGAUUGGUUGGUUUAUUUGGGAAUUCAGAAGGUAGAGAAGAGGAAGUGGAGACAAUAAAAGCAAAAACAAGUCAAAAGGCUUUAUUUUGCUAAUUAGGUGCCAAACACAUGUAUUAUUAUUGUUCUUUUGCCUGUAACGUGAUGAUUUGUUAUAUCUCCCCGAUGUUUCUGUGUGAUACAGAUAAGGAGCUGAAUGUCUAAAGUGACUAAAACCUUUGCACAGUACUGAACUUUCACCAGCAGAGCCACCUCUGACUUUAUGAGUCCAACAAUAAACUGGAGUCAUGGCAGUACUGGUCCUUUGAGUCACAGAGGGUGUAUAAAAGAUUUACAGCUGGCUAAAAAAUAAUGAUAAUAUCAAAAAUAACAAAGCUAGCUGGCUAUUAAUUUUUUUCUGCCUUUGCAAAAGAAGUGAGUCUGUGAAAGAUUUUUUGCUGGGGGAACUAGAUGCUCAUCCUGAUGUUGUUUCUGCUGAGUCCAUUUAUAGCUGCUGCACACACACACACACACACAGAGAGAGAGAGAGAAACUUGCCAUCGUGCUGCUGCGCUGUUAAUCUGCAUUGCACCAGAAGCUGGCUGUGUGCAGACAUGAUAACAAUCCCAGAUCUGAUCAGGAAGAAGAGGGAUGGAGGACAGUUAAGUGAUGACGAGAUCAAAGCCUUCAUCCAGGCCGUUAAAGAGAAAACCAUUCAGGACUCUCAGACAGGGGCCAUGCUGAUGGCUAUUUGUCUGAAUGGGAUGGUCUCCGCCGAGAUUAAGGCCCUGACCCGAGAGAUGAUGUCAUCGGGAGAAGUGAUGGAAUGGCCCGAUGAGUGGAAAGAUUUUAUGGUGGACAAACACUCGACUGGCGGGGUGGGAGAUAAAGUCAGUCUGGUGUUAGCGCCAGCGCUAGCUGCCUGCGGCUGUAAGGUUCCUAUGAUCAGUGGGCGGGGCUUGGCUCAUACAGGAGGAACUCUUGAUAAACUGGAAUCAAUUCCAGGAUUCAAGGUGGAGCAAUCAAGAGAGCAGAUCCUGAAGAUCCUGGACUCAGUGGGCUGUUGCAUUGUGGGUCAGACAGAGACUUUGGUUCCUGCAGAUCGAGUCCUGUACGCUCUGCGGGACAUCACCAGCACCGUGGACAGUUUACCUCUGGUUACUGGUUCGAUCAUCUCAAAGAAAGGAGCCGAGUCUCUGUCUGCUCUGGUGCUGGAUGUCAAGUUUGGACGAGCUGCUAUCUGCAAAGACUUUGAAAGUGCUACAGAACUAGCUCAGAUGCUAGUGGAAGCAGGAAACGGCCUGGGCAUACGUACAGCAGCUGUGCUCAGCGGCAUGAACAGUACGAUCGGUCGAUGUGUGGGAAACAGCGUGGAGGUGAUCGAAUCUCUGGAGACGCUGAAGGGAAACGGACCCGAUGACCUGAUGGAGCUGGUCACGACUCAGGGCGGCUUGUUGCUCGUGAUGACUGGUCUAGUGUCUGACCUAUCAGAAGGCAGAAAGCAGAUUUCCGAAGCUGUGGUUGGUGGAGCAGCGCUGUCAAAGUUCCAGGCCAUGAUGGAGGCUCAGGGCGUGAACAGCGACACAGCUCAGCUGUUGUGCUCCACCAACGCAGAUUACUACAGCGUCCUGAGAAAAGCGAAGCAUCAGCUGGAACUGAAGGCUCCUGCAGACGGUAUCGUUUUGGAGAUUGACGGUUUGGCUUUAGCUCAGGUGCUUCACAGAUUGGGUGCGGGGCGAUCAAAGGCUGGAGAGCCUGUCAAUCACAGCGUGGGGGCGGUGCUACUGGUGUCUAUAGGUCAGAGGGUCACAAAAGGCGACCCGUGGCUGCGGCUCCAUUAUGAGGAUCUGGCGCUGACCCCAGACCAAAGGAAUCACCUCGAGAGCGCCUUGACUGUGGGAGCAGACAAAAAAAUACAAACACAACAGAAACACACUUUGGUGGAAAAGAUACUACCUGAGAAAUACCAGUGAUUCUUGAGAUAAGGGACAAAACAUGUCCGCCAGAUAAAACCCAAUUUGAGGGUUAAAAAUAUGCAUACAAGACUGACUGAAAGAAAAACCAAGGCAAUGUUUAUACAACAAAAUUAUGAUUUUGCAUUUUUUAUACAUAUACAUUUAUUUUAAAUGGUACAAUACAUUACCAGUACCUUAAAAAUCCAUUGUCCAAAAGCAGGUGUGAUAAUAUUAAAAUACAGAAAAAAAAUUUAAAGUAAUUCAAAAUGUAAACAUCAUGGCUCUCGUCACUAAAUAUUUAAGUCAAUAUCUUAUAUAAUAUCAAAAUAUGCAAUUGAAAAUUUAUUUUUACAUAUUUUUUAAGUGAUUAAAAUCGUGUCCAGAGUUUUUGUCAACACCAUCAGAUUUUUUUAAAAGUACAAAAAAAUCAGGAAUUAUUGUGGUUAGCUUACACUCUGAGGACCCCUUUACCACUUCCUGUUUGAUACACAUGCCAUGAGGUCACUACUGUGAUAAGGUUUUUUUGUUUUUUUAUUUCAUUUAUUGCAUACCUUUCUGAGAAAACCCUGUGUCACAACCAUAGUGUGUCAACACCAAAGUCGAUGAAAUGCAAGAUUUAAGUAUCUUUUUUUAUAAAAAGAGCUUAAUUUAGGUAGAUUGUAGAGGCCAUAAGCAAAUGAUGCAAAACAAGAUGGCUUCUGUCAGAAAAACAUGUGUUAUGAGAGAAAGUAGGGUGUCAACACCAUCAGGAUUUUUGCCUGACAGUGUUGACCCAUUUCCAGUGGUGUUGACAAAUGCCACAAAAGUGUCCCAUUCACUAAUUAUAUUAAGUUAUUUUAAUUAAUAUUUCAGUCAUAUUACUUUCUGUGUAUUUUACUGAUAUUUCUGCUUUACAGAUGUGUUGAAUAUUAUCGAAUUUGCAUUAUCUUGAAUCUCAUUGUUUAUGUAUACUAUGUCUAUAAAGCGCGUUGAGGCGACUUUUGUUGUGAUUUGGCGCUAUAUAAAUAAAAUUGAAUUGAAUUGAAAUUGAACUUUAUUAUUCCUGUAGGAAAAUGCUUAGUUCUCUGCAUUCAACCCAUUCACUCAGUGAUGCAGUGGGCAGCUACCAAUCGAGGAUAGCCGCUGUUUGUUGGAUUUGAACGCCCAACCUUCCAUCAUGUGGCAUCUACUGAGCUAGCUGUGCCCCAAGAGCUGAUCUUUAAGUGAUGAUGGAUGAAUCCUGCUUCUGGGCCCAAACUACUCUAUUUAUUAAGGCUGUUGUGCUUUUAACAUGUUUUAUUGCUUUUUAUCUUGUUCUAUUUAAUCUGAACAAGCCCCUAAAAACAGUCAGUGAUCACUGUCAGCCUAACCAUCAGAAACCCUUGCAUUACCUUUUAUCGAGUGGAAAGAAUUUAGCGUCCAUCCUCCAGCUUCACUGUGUUUAUGUUAUGCUAACAUAGCUGUGUCACCAGCGAUCACGUAGCACA